CCGGCCGGAGCCCUCCUAGGCCGGGCGGGACGUGCGCGUCGCGGCCCGUCCCUGAAUUUCGGUUUCUCUCCCCGCAGUAACCUGGACCCGCUCACGGAGACCUAUGGGAUUCCCUUUUAUCUGCAGUAUUUGGCCCACUGGCCGGAAUAUUUUAUAGUUGCGGAAGCACCUGGUGGAGAGCUCAUGGGUUACAUAAUGGGUAAGGCAGAAGGCUCUGUGGCCAGGGAGGAAUGGCAUGGACAUGUUACUGCCCUCUCUGUUGCACCUGAAUUUCGCCGACUGGGUUUGGCUGCUAAAUUGAUGGAACUACUGGAAGAAAUUUCAGAGAAAAAGGGUGGAUUUUUCGUGGAUCUCUUUGUGAGAGUAUCAAAUCAAGUUGCUGUAAAUAUGUAUAAGCAACUAGGCUACAGUGUGUACCGGACAGUGUUAGAGUAUUACUCAGCUAGCAAUGGAGAGCCAGAUGAAGAUGCUUAUGAUAUGAGAAAGGCUCUUUCCAGAGAUUCAGAGAAGAAAUCAAUUAUACCCCUACCUCAUCCUGUGAGACCAGAAGAUAUUGAAUAGCUGUAAGCUGUGAUUCUCAGGCAACAUACUAAGAGUAUCAGUUUUGGGGUUUUUUUAUCUCCUCCCCCCUUGAGCUUAAAUGGAGGAGAAAGCUUUGGCUCAAUGCCUACCCCCUGCCAUGAAACUCCAAAAGUAAUACUGAGAAGUUUACUUACACUGCUUCCCAAUUUUACUUCCUAGUGUUGUACCACCCUAUUUUACAGUAAGUAUUUAAAAAAAAAAAAAAUGCAGAGAGGAAGGAACUUUUAUUACUGAGCCUGAGAGUCACAGCUAUGCAAUUCUUGUUCAGCCCUCAUGUUUGAAAUGUUGAAGCUUGAAAAAUGUCUUUUGGAAGAAAAAAAAAAAAAAAAAACGGCUUGUACAA
This is a messenger RNA of Struthio camelus australis, 925 nucleotides long. The record is from RefSeq and is a predicted model, not a curated record. Lineage: Eukaryota; Metazoa; Chordata; Aves; Struthioniformes; Struthionidae.